UUGUUUAGGAAAAUAGGUAAAUUAAAACAUUUUAGGGAAGCAAUGCUAACUUUUGUUGAUAGUUCUAUGGAUCCUAGAAUUUUUGAGGAUGAAAUGAGUGGACAACAAAUUAGCUACCACACACUUGAAUGUUUAACAGAAGAGUGCCGGCAAUGUGUUGGAAUGCUUACUGCACGGCUUAAACAAGUUGGCCUAAUUAAUGGAGCACCACAAUACACAUUUCCUGUACCUAAAAUUAACGAAAUAAAACCAAAUGCCUGUCCAAGAUUAAGGAUUGGAAGGCCGAUUCCUCAAUAUAUACCUCCAACAACAAAAAUGGCACCAAUAGAACAAUUAAUUUCUGCUGGUGCCCCAAUGCGAGCAACAAUGCAAAGGGAGCAGUAUUACUCUGAGUUUGCUCACAAAGUUAAUCAGGCACUGCAUAUGAAUCAAGCUGCCGGUACAAACCCAAUUUCAUCUUUGUUCAGCAACAACGAAAUGGCUCAAAAACGGUCAUCCACAUCCUCUUCUUCCUCAACAUCAACAACAGCAAUACCAUUGAGAGAUGGAAAUGUUCCUCACCAUAAUUAUAACAAUUAUCACCCCUCAUCUCCUUCACAACAUCAUUAUUUUCCUCCAAAACCUCCUCAACAUUAUCCAAAUAAAUAUAGAAAUACAUAUUAUACACAACCUCAAAAUAAUAGAAGAUAUAAUAAUAUGAGAGUAGUUGAUAGGGAUAUUUAUCGAGAUAAUAGAAGGCAUGUUCGACAAACUAAAAAGGCAGAACGACCAGUAAUUGGAAAUCGUUUUGUCAUCAACUGUGUUGAGAGAGGAGAACCAGAAAGUGACCAAACUGACCAACUUAAUCUUUGCACUGCUUGUUGGACAUGGCGUCAACUUUCUGAAGAAUAUUUCCCCCGUUUAAUAAAUGAAUUAGUUUGUCAAUCAAGUGAUUAUUGCCUUUCUGGUUGGGGAACGUGUAAUCAACGAUAUAGAAAUUUUGAUGUGUUACAAAAAGUAACGGUAAAUGGGCAGGAUGAAUGGCGCCCAACUACAAUUUCAGCAGCUUCAUGCUGUGACUGUAAAGUUAAAGCUGGAAGUCAAGCUCAUCAUUUGGUAGAGUCUUUUUGGAAAUUUUAUUAUAUAAUUGAAAAAAUUCCAAAUUUUAAGGUUGUUGGCGGUAAAAAUUAA
Meloidogyne enterolobii is the source of this 1170-nucleotide messenger RNA. The record is from the annotation of a GenBank genome assembly. NCBI's taxonomy places the organism in Eukaryota, Metazoa, Nematoda, Chromadorea, Rhabditida, Meloidogynidae.